AUGGAAGUUGGUCACGUUACUCCAAAUCCACAAUUCCACAAUCCACCUCCACCGCAGUACCGCACCGAUUUCCAUCCACUUUCAUUCUAAUUACGCGGAAACGUGGUGUCACGCGUGAAAAUGGCUAUGCAUAUACCAAAAGCGCCUGGCGUGGCGCAGAUGCUCAAGGAUGGAGCCCGCUACUUUUCUGGUCUGGAAGAAGCAGUUUACAGGAACAUUACAGCUUGCAAACAAUUUGCUGAUACUGUAAGAAGUGCAUAUGGCCCUAAUGGCAUGAAUAAAAUGGUUAUUAAUCAUAUUGAGAAGCUGUUUGUAACUAAUGACGCAGUGACAAUCGUCAAUGAGUUAGAAGUGGAGCAUCCAGCUGCCAAGUUAUUAGUCUUAGCAUCAAAAAUGCAAGAAGCCGAAGUAGGAGAUGGAACAAACUUUGUUAUCAUCUUUGCUGGAGAAUUGCUUCAUGCGGCAGAAGGAUUGCUUCGUCUGGGUAUUACAACUUCAGAGAUUAUUGAAGGUUACGAGAAUGUCUUGAAUAAAGCACUCGAAAUAUUACCAACUCUAAUUGUUUACGAAGUAAAAGAUAUACGAGAUGAGGAACAAGUAAAGAAGGGAAUUAAAAGCACUAUCAUGAGCAAGCAAUAUGGAAACGAGGAUAUCCUUGCUUCUCUUGUCACUAAGGCUUGCAUCUCUAUUUUACCAGAGAAGACAACAUUUAACGUUGAUAACGUACGAGUUUGCAAGAUACUUGGGGGUGGUUUAAGCAAUUCCCAAGUGAUGCAAGGCAUGGUAUUCAAGCGUCAAGUGGAAGGAGAUAUCACGAAGAAGAAAACUGGAGCAAAGAUUGCAGUUUACACUUGCGCUGUAGAUGUCAUUCAGACCGAGACCAAAGGUACAGUGCUGAUUAAAACAGCCGAUGAGCUAUUGAAAUUUUCGCGUGGUGAGGAAGCAAUGUUAGAAAAUCAGAUCAAGGCAAUUGCUGAUAGCGGUGCUACAGUGGUUGUGUCUGGUGGAAAAUUCGGCAACAUGGCCCUGCACUAUAUGAACAAAUACAAUCUGAUGGCUGUUCGUAUCCCGAGCAAAUUUGACAUUAGGCGGCUUUGCAAGACCGUCGGUGCCACUGCGUUCUCAAAGCUGGUACCUCCAUCGAAAGAAGAGCUAGGAUAUGCCGAUUCGGUAUAUAUAGACGAACUGGGAGAAACUAUAGUGGUAGUGUUUGAAUUGGAGGGAAAAGAUAGCCGCGUCAGCACCGUGCUUGUGCGUGGUUCGACUGAAAAUUAUAUGGACGAUAUCGAGCGUGCAAUUGAUGAUGGUGUCAAUACUUUCAAAGGCAUUACGAAAGAUGGUAGAUUCGUUCCUGGCGCAGGUGCUACAGAGAUCGAGCUUGCCGCACAGCUGGCGGCGUAUGCAGAUACGCUACCCGGUCUCGAGCAGUAUGCCGCACGCAAAUUUGCCACUGCCUUAGAGAUAUUCCCGAAAACGUUGGCCGAGAGCAGCGGUGUACGCUCGUCCGAGCUUGUAUCAAAAUUGUAUGCAGCGCACAAGGAGGGAAAGAAGAACUAUGGUUUUGAUAUCGAUAGUGAGAGCGUAGCUUUGAUCGAUACCAUCGAAGCCGGAAUCUUGGAUUUGUAUCUGACGAAGCAAUGGGCGAUCAAGUACGCGGUCGGUGCGGCGUGUGCGGUUCUCAAAGUAGAUCAAAUCAUUAUGGCAAAACGAGCGGGUGGCCCGAAAGUUCCAUCGGGAGGCGUUCGUGACGAAGACGAGUAAUAGUGAACAAAUCGACAACAUAAUUGCACACUUUCACACAUCUUAUUAACGCAUUAGUUUCUGAGUUUCUGAGAAUGUCAUU
This is a messenger RNA of Cyphomyrmex costatus, 1843 nucleotides long. RefSeq names its product chaperonin containing TCP1 subunit 8 (gene CCT8). The transcript is spliced from 5 exons. Gene Ontology annotation, biological process: protein folding. Gene Ontology annotation, molecular function: ATP hydrolysis activity; ATP binding; ATP-dependent protein folding chaperone. Lineage: Eukaryota; Metazoa; Arthropoda; Insecta; Hymenoptera; Formicidae. Bases 121 to 1761 code for a protein of 546 amino acids. The record is from RefSeq and is a predicted model, not a curated record.